Sphaeroforma arctica JP610 is the source of this 252-nucleotide messenger RNA. RefSeq lists its product as hypothetical. The annotation marks the transcript as partial. The record is from RefSeq and is a predicted model, not a curated record. The transcript is spliced from 2 exons. NCBI's taxonomy places the organism in Eukaryota, Ichthyosporea, Ichthyophonida.
GACGAACGAGCGGAACUGGUCGCCAACAGGCUCGCAGAUGAUAUUGGCAAUCCGACACACAGAAAGCGUAUCAACGCAUUGCUGGCCAAGAACGACCCCACGCGCACAACCACGGACAGACGAACCCAUGUGCAAUACGGCAUAGGUACAUUGGGGUGUAUGACAGUUGUAGGGAGUGCAGAUGAUUGUACAACUGUUGUGAUGAUUGUACAACUGUUGUACAACAACCUACAUCUCCUACAACUAUUGUAG